GGUACACCGACGCGACCGACAGCCGUGACAAGCUUUAUGCGCUUCUCGGCCUGGUCUAUCACCAGCCAGUGCAUUCGGAGAGUGCGGAACCCUGGGCCGAACUAGGGAUUGUCCCAUCUUACGAGGAGCCAACAUGGCGUGUUUACGCCCAGCUGGCACAAUUGGUCACAAAUGCUACUGGCGGCACGCUCGACAUGCUCUCCCAGUGCCAGGGUUACAGAAAGGUGCACGGCCUGCCUACGUGGGCGCCUGACUGGACUUGUCGGCCAGUAUACGAGUCUUUCCCCUCAGGAGUGACGGCGAAGCCAUUGACUUUUGACACUGUCCCCUCGCCGCAUCUGCCUCCAGCGUCAUUCUCCGCAGACCUACGGAUCAUGUCAGUCCGUGGCUUCGUAAUCGGGGUUGUGGCGGACGCCACCUUGUUAGCCUCGAGCGGCCCAGCUUCCACCACAAGCAGGCCUGGGGGGCAGGCGGUACCUGUGGCUAGCCUGGGCAUGCGAGGAAUGGCCUUGACUGGCGCCUGGAUGGACUUGAAACAGGAGAACGACCCAUUGCUGCCAGUAGUGGAAGCCGCGGUCUGGUUCAUCGUGGCAAGUUCUGGAUGGCUUUUUGAGAAGGGCAUUUGCACACUAUGUUUGCGAUUGUUCUCUUGCGGGAUCCAGCGAUAUAUGCUCUGGCGCUCCCUGCCGAGCAGCAGUUUUGCGCAUGUGCUUGGCGAACUGGACAAGGUAACGGAGCUAGUGGCGGAGCUUUCCGCUGAUGUCCGACUCGGGAAACAAAGGAGCGAAGCCUUGCGGAGGGAAAAGAGAGCGGCUCAGCGAAGAUCCAGAGAGCAGCCUGGCUCGGAAAACUUCGAAUCCUACAACUUCGAGCCCAGCGAGGAGGGGCAUAUGUUGCCGCGUGCCAUGGAGAACAUCUAUAGGCCUUUAGAAGGCGAUGAGGAGACGAUGCGAGAGGAUCACCUCAGCCAUUGGCUUGUGCAAUGGUGCAGCGUCCUCGACAAAAGUUGGUACAGUGAACACAAUUUCGGGACAUCAUGCCGCGAACCGCGGCGCGGUGAUGUUAUUGUGCUGCUGGUGGGCUCUCGGGGCGCACAUCUGCUCAGGCCAGAUGAUGCUGACGGGCACUGGUCGCUCGUGGGGAAUGCAAAUCUGGGCCUCUGUAUACGUUGGCUUUGGGACGAUGCGGUGCGUUUGUAUCACGAGGGAAAAUGUGAGUUAGCUGUUUUUGAUCUAAAGUGAGAACCGGAUAAUAAAGGCGAACAUCGCGCCAGUUUAUAGCCUGCCAGAGAGAUGUUGGUACGGGAC
Molecule: messenger RNA, 1307 nt
Organism: Microdochium trichocladiopsis
Lineage: Eukaryota; Fungi; Ascomycota; Sordariomycetes; Xylariales; Microdochiaceae
Exons: 1
Coding region: 195-1241 (348 amino acids)
Source: RefSeq, a predicted model, not a curated record